Molecule: messenger RNA, 1236 nt
Organism: Eremothecium sinecaudum
Lineage: Eukaryota; Fungi; Ascomycota; Saccharomycetes; Saccharomycetales; Saccharomycetaceae
Exons: 1
Coding region: 1-1236 (411 amino acids)
Source: RefSeq, a predicted model, not a curated record
AUGUUCAAGAAACCGAUAGUCAAGAGGGUAAUAGUAAUGUGGAGCUUUUCUAUUCCAAUAAUAUUCGGACUCUUCACCAUUGUGAGCUUCACGGAAUGCCAGUUGGACGUCAGCAUCAUAAAUUGCCCCUCCAUCAUUGAUCAAAUAGCAGAUAUGAAAAUAGAUCUUUCGAGUUGCUCGGAGGAAUUAACCAACUGUCUAAUGCAGACGUUAGCAGAUAUAUCAACUCCCUGUGCUAAUUGCAUGGUUGUUUCUGAAGAACAUAAAGAGGAUUCAGUAUGCGUUUGUGUCCAAUGCCUCUUGAAUUUAUUAUCUACAAGAUGUUCCAUCGCGUACUGUUCAGAUCUAGCGGUGAGCCAGAAAUUACAGGUUUUAAAUAAACCAUUAGAAGAAUUAAACUACCAGGUUAAAUUGCUGACCAAUAAGGAUAUGAAAGAAGUUGUAUACCUCCCUAACUCUAGCGAUGUGACACACCGAGGUAUUUUCCCUCAAGAACAUAAAUUGUUAGUAGAAGAAUUGAUGGCCUUACUAAGCCAGUACGAAGAAAAGGUGGAAAAUGUCAAAAGCACAUACCUAAUUACAAGUGAGCAUACCUCUGAGAAUGUAGGUGCAAACUCGGAGCUGGAAACAGCAAUUGACCCAGAAAUAACUGGGAAGUCUCCUGAGGAGAAGCACACGAUUAGAGAUAGAAUAUUCAAAGAUGAAACGCAGCCUACUACGGCCUUCGACAGUGAAUUAGAACCUUUCAAAGGUCUAUCCUCUUCGGGUGUUGUUACUUCAAACAUCGCAGCGGAAGUGGUACAGGGAAUUCCAGGAGUCCCGGAAAAUAGCUUCGGUCACUAUGGUACAGAGGUCGCUGAUGAUAGGACGGUGGAUGACCAGUCAGAUAUUCAUAAACCAGUGAAUACUUCCCCAGUGUUCAUGUCGAAAUCUAACUCUGUAGAUGGUGGAAAAGCCGUCUUUGUAUCCAUAUUUGCAGCAACGUUAGCACUAAUUGGAAUAUUCGCCAUAACAAACACGUCUACAUAUGUUAAAAACUCUCGAGGGGGCUCUCAGGAUAGUUUGGUUAGUAUAUCAAAUAGCUUUUUCUCAGGAUUUAAGGAGCCUGAAUUUAAGGACUUUUCUGACAGUGAAAUAGAAAGCGAGCUUCUGACUUCUUUAGCAAUUCCAAUACCAUACCCAGGAGAGACAGCCAGCUCACUUGCAACCAAAAUUCAUCUUGCGCAUCUAAGUUAA